Molecule: messenger RNA, 342 nt
Organism: Microthlaspi erraticum
Lineage: Eukaryota; Viridiplantae; Streptophyta; Magnoliopsida; Brassicales; Brassicaceae
Source: the annotation of a GenBank genome assembly
AUGGUUGAUUCGAUGGCUUCUUCAGAAGACCACACUCAUGGCGAUGAUAACAUUCCGAAACCUCCUCCUCUUCCUCGUAUAACCUACCAGCGUUUUCAAGCUUACAGAAGGAAACCUUCGAGCUCAUCACGCCUUGUGCCCAAAGAAACAGUAGAAACUUGGGAGAAGCUUUUCAAAGAAGGAAUUGGAGCAGAAGCAUACGUCGUAACCGAUAACUAUUCUCAUUUUCCAGCUCAUUCAUGUGUCCUGCCUCACCCGUUAUGGCUACACUUCUGGAUCAGUCGAGGGGGAAAAAUGGAAAACCAUAUCUCAAAAUCCCUGGAGUGGUGCCUUGUGAAGUAG